AAUUACGCGAGGAAGUUGCGACAAUGGGGUGCACCGCCGCGAUCGGCGCGGCGCUGCGGAACUAGCAAUGAGUGACCGACGCCGAAGAAAGUAAACGCAGCCGCUGCAGUCCGCCGCUCGCCACAGAGAACGCGCCAAUAUAUAAGCCAAUCAUUACUUUUAUUGCCACUCUGCAGUUUCGGAGGAGCUUGGACGUACGCUCGCGAAAGUCAAAAUGACGAAAAUUUUAAUUCUACUGUGUUGUGCAUACUUCACCUUCGCCUCUCAGCACACCCAUGUAAUCCCAGUGGAAAACUACGAAACAGAACUACAGGACUUGGGACAACACACGGAAUCACACGAAACGCCCGUCAAAGUAAUAAAGAUAACCAAAACUAUCGCGGUAAAGAUUCCAGUGCCAUACCCGGUGAAGGUGAUAGAGAAAGUGCCGUACCCAGUGCAUGUCAAUAAACCAUAUCCCGUGCAUGUGCCGCAUGUUAUUCAGCUGCCUAAGGAGAGGACCGUAAAGCUAGGACCGCACCAUGAGCAAGGCGAAGCGAAACCCCAAGAUGAUUACCAAGCGGAACAAGCCCCGGCUUACGACGCGCCUUCAGGACACGAACACUCGUUCGCACCAUUAACAGAACAUAUACACGUCGGGGAUGGAUUUAACUAUGGAAACAAUCAGCAUGUGUCGGCGCUCGGAAAUGACUAUUCCCAAGGCGCUCCAGGCAACUCUUACGGCGCUCCCAACGAAGGACAUCAUUCAUAUGCAGGCGAAGAUGGGCAUAAUUAUGACGAAUCAAAACAGUAUAACGCAGUGAAGCCCUUUCAUGGGAAAUAGUACCUAGUAACGCCAUUGGUUCAUGUUUUUGAUAGUACGAUGAAUAAUUCCCACAGAUCAGUUAUUUAAGUCAGGUAGGAAUGUUGUUUUGCUGCGAGUGUUGUAUGUUAUGUAAUUUAAUAAUAAUAAUUGUUGCUACAUGUGUAAGUGUUAUACGUCAAAUAGGUAUGAUUGUGACCUGAAAUGUUAAAUGUGUAUUUUGUUCGCAAACGUUCCUACUACGAGUUUGCGAACGACAGUUCUACCUACAUGUAAUUUAUAGAUGAGUAAAACGUAUGUGUUCAAUGAA
Messenger RNA from Cydia pomonella (codling moth), 1112 nucleotides. RefSeq lists its product as uncharacterized. The transcript has 2 exons. The record is from RefSeq and is a predicted model, not a curated record. Bases 215 to 823 code for a protein of 202 amino acids. NCBI's taxonomy places the organism in Eukaryota, Metazoa, Arthropoda, Insecta, Lepidoptera, Tortricidae.